CUCAGGGCGGCGCAUGACCCAUCUUCAUGCAAGGACUGAGUCGGUUGCGCACACUCUUGCGUGCGCGGGCAGGCAAAGCCUUUCACUGCGCUCAGGGCGGAGCGAAUGACUGCCGCAUCACCCCUCCACCGCUUCUUCGUCCCACAUGCUUCAUCUCCGACAGCUGCUGAGCGUUGUGUCCCCGCAUUAUGCGUCAUGGAUGCCCAAUCAAUCUUGCGUCGGGCGUCUCAUUGGCUUGUUCGCCUAAAGACUUUGCAUACCGAUGAAAAUUCAUUCACCCUGCACAUCGCUGUCCGCCACAAAGUAAGAACAACGUGUGCGAGGUAUGGCACACGAAGCUGGCAUGCCACAGCGCCAACACGGUCCAAUCAGUGGCGGCCUUGCCAUCGUACUUCCGCCUCGGUGCUCGAGGACGAGAGAUAUCGCCAAGGCCUUCCAUACCUUCCAUCGAUUCGAGCGCUCGUUACGCAAAAACUCAUUGGCUUCCUAUUGAUGUGCAGGCCUCGGAGCACCUUCUGUAAACUAUCCGCCUCAUGUCUGCAUAUACCACAUGUUCGCCUUCAGGCCCAACUUUGUAAACCUUCUACAUAUCGUGUAUGCCAUUUGCUUCGUAUGUGUCCAAUGUGAACUCGCUUUGGACACGAAGCUUCUCAGCGUCACCGGAG
Paraphaeosphaeria sporulosa is the source of this 665-nucleotide messenger RNA. RefSeq lists its product as uncharacterized. The transcript is spliced from 3 exons. The coding region runs from base 106 to 627 and encodes 173 amino acids. NCBI's taxonomy places the organism in Eukaryota, Fungi, Ascomycota, Dothideomycetes, Pleosporales, Didymosphaeriaceae. The record is from RefSeq and is a predicted model, not a curated record.